AAACAGUAAACAAGCGAAAGUGCCGCGCAACUUGCGAAUGGCUGGCCCCCCACCAAGCGACCCGCGCGCAUCGUCGCCGCUCCACCGCACAGACGUGUUGGACGGUCGUUUGAAUAAGAUCGAGUCCUUGCUGCAAUCCUUCCCAGACCAGGUGAGCGCGGCUGUGGAGGCGAUGAUGGCGUCCAUGAAUGCGACUGUGCUUCGACGGCUCGAUGCAGUCGAACGUGCAGUGAGGGAUGUCCCUGCAAGCGUCGGCUCCAAAGUGGACACGUCGAAUGCCGCUGUCCUUCGUCGUUUGGAGCGGGUUGAAAAGGCAGCGGCAGUCCUUCGUCGACAAGUCAUUUCCAACAAUCUCGUGAUUCCCCACGCAUUGGCUGCGAAGGUCGACGAAACCGACACGGAGCCCGAGGUGGUGGUCGGCAUCCAAGGCUUCAACACAGCGCUUAAAGCUUUCACGGAAGCGAUCACAUCCACCCCGCGUCGCGACGCCUCGACAAGUACUGCAGCAUUGGCGCCGUCGGCCGCCUCAGCUCCCAAUCCCUCUACGACCAAGCACCGUCGACCCCCAGCCAACACUGCGGCUACCACGCCAUCCAAAAAACCUACGAACCAGCCUUUAACGACGAAACCCAUACAGCGCCAGUCUGCAACUGGUAGUAGAAUCCCAUGGAGCAAUCAGCCAGCACAUAGCCCCUCUGACGAUGCCCAAACCCAACUGGCCGCUUCGUCGUUAGGCACUGGUCGUCCAUCCCACCCCAAGCGAACGACAAGACCUGUAUCAUCGACACCCAAGCCCCCCGCCAAUAGCUUCCUUCGUGCGGAGGUCGAAGAUAGCAGGUCUUCGCAGCAAACCACGUCCACGGCAAGUCCAAGUCUGCUGCAAGCCGCCCUCGCCAUCAACAAUUCCCUCGGCCGAGACAAGAUGGUAUUGUAUGCCACCGAGGAUUCACCCCCUCGAAAACCCCGACAGUCCAAGGGCCCUUCGAGCAUGAAGGUAUCGGACAUUGCUGCCUUGAAACAACGGCAGCUCAAGGCAACGAUCUCAACCUCCAGUCACGUACCGGAACAGCCUAAACAAGGGUCGAGCGCUGGAACCAACUUCCCCGUAGCCCAUCAGUCCCCGCCGCCGCCGCCUCGAUUCGGCUCGGCCACGCUGACCCGUACGCCUCUAGCGAGCCAAUAUCUAGCCUCCUCGGCCAACCACCCUGUGACGACGACGGCUACAGCCAGUAGUAACGCCCCCCAAGCAGCAGAUCCGACUGGAAUAGCCGCACACGCUGAAGUAACAACGACGACUACCCACUCCCACGAAGCGUCUGCUCUCUCACUAGACGAUUCCUCGACGAUUGUACCCGACUCGGAGGACGCCCCAGAGCCCAAUUGGCAGCGAACGUUGGAGAUGAGCUUCAGCCACUUGGAGCAAGUCCACAGCCAGCCCACCGAGCCACUGGCCGAACCCACGCCGCUUUUGGCGGCUUCCAUCCCAUUGAAGCGAAAGCGAGGCCGUCCUCGUAAAGUUCCACUGACCGUGCUGGAGCCAGCCCCGAAAAAGGUCAAGAUUGCGCCGCUGCCGCCGCCUACUCAGCCGACCAAGCGCCCCCGCGGCCGCCCCCGCAAGGUGUCGCAGCGCCCCCAUGAGAUUGUCAUCCUCACCGAUGACAGCGACGUGGACGACAAUGCUACAGUCUCCGAUGGCUCGAUGCAAAUCUAAACCUCAGAUCGUUUUGAACGUGCGUCAUAGUUGGAGAUUGGAAGUAUUGUUUGGCAGUAGCAUGAUGACGAAUAUAAGUGUCUCAACUCGUUCCGGU
Molecule: messenger RNA, 1808 nt
Organism: Aphanomyces astaci
Lineage: Eukaryota; Oomycota; Saprolegniomycetes; Saprolegniales; Verrucalvaceae
Exons: 1
Coding region: 38-1711 (557 amino acids)
Molecular function (GO): DNA binding
Source: RefSeq, a predicted model, not a curated record